AUUUUUAUUUUCGCAGAAGCUAGGAUACGUCGUUAGCAAAAGUUUCCAUAAAAUUAAAAAUGGCAGAAAACAAGGAAUGUUCAUCAAGCUGGGGAACCCCCUUUAGCGGAUUUGCAACAACUGCAAUCCACAACGGUCAAGAUCCUGAACAAUGGAGUUCCAUGAUGGUGGUUCCUCCCAUUACACCAUCAACCACGUUUAAACAAGUUUCACCUGGUGUACUGACUGAUGGUUAUGAUUACAGUCGUGGUGGAAAUCCCACAAGACGUUGUUUGGAAAAGUGUGUUGCUGGUCUUGAGGGUGCUAAAUAUGCUCUAGCAUAUUCAAGUGGCCUCGCUGCAACAAUGACAAUCAUCAAUACAUUGAAGGCAGGAGAUCAUGUUAUAUCAACCGAUGAUGUAUACGGAGGAACUAACAGGUACUUUCAAAAGGUUGCUGCUAAGUUUGGGCUUGAAUUCAGCUUUGUAGAUUUUACAAAUCUUGAUAAUGUGAAAGCUGCGAUUAAACCAAACACUAAGAUACUUUGGGUUGAAACACCCACCAACCCCACCAUGAAAGUAACCGACAUACGAGCGGUGGCAGACCUUGAGAAACCCAGUGAAUGUAUUAUAGUGGUGGAUAAUACUUUUAUGUCUUCAUAUUUUCAGCGUCCGUUGCUCCAUGGUGCUGACAUUGCUUAUCAUUCAGCCACCAAGUACAUGAAUGGUCAUAGUGAUGUAGUAAUGGGACUUAUUACUACAAGCAAUGAUGAACUUUAUAAAAAACUUCAGUUCUUACAAUAUGCUACCGGACCCGUUCCUUCAGCUUUCGAUUGUUAUCUCGUCAAUCGUGGAAUUAAAACUCUCGCGUUACGAAUGGAGCAACAUCAGAAGAACGCGAUAAAAGUUGCCACGUGGCUUCAAGGUCACAGUGGGGUUGAAAAGGUCAACUAUCCUGGUCUGCCUUCACACCCACAAUAUGAAAUCAUGAAGAAACAGGCCACCGGUUGCUCUGGAAUGAUAGCUUUCUGGUUAAAGGGCGAUUUACAAACCGCCAAAACUUUCCUGCAAUCUCUUAAAGUUUUCAUUCUUGCUGAAAGUUUGGGAGGAUAUGAGAGUUUAGCGGAACAUCCAGCCAUCAUGACCCACGCGUCUGUGCCGGCAGCUCAACGUGAGGUCCUCGGGAUUGGAGACAACUUUAUUCGAAUCUCUGUUGGUUUGGAGAAUGUGGAAGACUUGAUUGCUGACCUUGAUCAAGCAAUGAAACUUGCUAGUGCUGGAAAGUAAGAAGUGUUUGAACAACCAUCAUGAAGAACACCGCAUACACAUUUAAUUUAUAAUAACAACAAAUAUACUUUACCAACCACUAGAUAUACACAAUCAACUAAAACUGUUCAAUUACUUUGCACUAAACGGGUGUUUUAGCACUAAGUGGAUUUAUCUUCUAAUUUAUAACUUUAUUUACAUAUUUACACCACUUAGAGAAUGUAGUUGCAAUCAUGGUGUAACUUAAUGUGGUUUUUGCAAUUUAGAAUAAUCAGCAAAAUAAAAUUCACUUUGCGUUUA
Ciona intestinalis (vase tunicate) is the source of this 1544-nucleotide messenger RNA. NCBI's taxonomy places the organism in Eukaryota, Metazoa, Chordata, Ascidiacea, Phlebobranchia, Cionidae. The record is from RefSeq and is a predicted model, not a curated record.